This is a messenger RNA of Clonostachys rhizophaga, 291 nucleotides long. The record is from the annotation of a GenBank genome assembly. NCBI's taxonomy places the organism in Eukaryota, Fungi, Ascomycota, Sordariomycetes, Hypocreales, Bionectriaceae.
AUGGUAAAGGCUCAUUGUUUCCUCUCGGACCAACGAACGGGCUCCCGCACUCGCUCCGGGGCCGGGCGCUCGAGUACCUCAGGAACCAAGACGCCCGCCGAGGAGAAACUCGAUCAGUCGGUCGCCGAGGAGGAGCUCGAUCAGACGCCCGCCGAGGAGAAACUCAAACCCUUUGCCUCCCACGGCCUUGUCGGCCUACAGUGUGGUUCUAUGACCUCUAUCGCUGGUAUGUUCAUGUCGCAUAUUCUGGGCUCGAGAGUGUGUGUCAUUAUGGAGGCAACCUUUACCUGA